Molecule: messenger RNA, 897 nt
Organism: Babjeviella inositovora NRRL Y-12698
Lineage: Eukaryota; Fungi; Ascomycota; Pichiomycetes; Serinales
Product: Elongator subunit
Exons: 1
Coding region: 1-897 (298 amino acids)
Biological process (GO): tRNA wobble uridine modification
Cellular component (GO): cytosol; nucleus; elongator holoenzyme complex
Molecular function (GO): tRNA binding
Source: RefSeq, a predicted model, not a curated record
AUGUCGACCCCGCAAAACUCGAUAGUUCUUUUGAAUAGGUUACUAGCUUUGAAAGAAAGCGCGCCGUUUCUACUCGUUCUCGAUACCUUGGCCCAGUCCGCGUACAGCUUGGUUCAGGAGUUUGUGCACAAGUCUCAAACCAAGGAGGUGGUUUUUUUGUCAUUUGAAACUGUCAAUAGACCUAUAUAUGCUACGCAGUUUGUUCAGUGUGACAGUCUUUCCUCGCAAGCGAUUAUAGAACGAGUCCACGCCCUGCUCCCCCCUUCAGCCCCCUCUGCCGCUUCAACCAAGAGCCUUGUGAUUAUUGACUCGCUUAACUACAUUGCAUCCGAAGAGUUGAGUGGCUUCAUUUCGGGUCUUAUGACCCCCACUAUUGUCCUAGUCGGUGUCUUUCAUUCCAACGUUCCGCGUUUGGAAUCGCCUAUAACCAACUAUCCGCAGCCGGCGGAGUUCCUCACGUACAUUGCUAGCGCCAUCUUCGAGGUGCAGCCACUCGUUACCGAUUCUUCUAUUGAUGGUGAGACCUUAGAGUAUGCGGUGGAAAACUUGCGGUUGCCCAUCAAGGCCGGUUUGAAUGGGGCCGUCUUCAAGUUGGUUUUGGUGAGCAGGAGAAAGUCAGGCCGUUCGCUCACGUACAAGUUUGUUGUGAAUACGGCUACUCACGAAGUGGAAAUCCUCCAGGAACAGGAUGAAGUGGCUGCUAACGAUGAUGAGGCGUUGUUGAAGGAUUUGACCACAUUUAAUUUGACCACAAACAAGAAACAGCAGUUGGCUAAGGACCAGGUGGAGCUUCCGUUCUUGGAGGCCCAGAACUUUGGACCCGGUGGAGCCAUUGUGUACGAGUUUGAAAAGGACGAUGACUACGACGAGGAAGAUCCGUAUGAAGAUCCAUUCUAG